CAACAUGGGAGGCUCCGCCCUAACUGAAACUCAAAAGGUAGCAUAAGCGUUAGCAUUGCUUUCCAACUUGCACUUUUGCAGCCUUUAUUAACUUCAACUUCAUUGUUUCUGUCGCCUUCCUUCGCUUUGCUUUUAACGUUAACUUGCAAUUGCAUAAACUUUCGAUAACUACGUGCUCACGCUUCAAUUCCAAGCUGUGGUGUGGUUUUUCACUUCACGCUUCAAACCCAAUGGCAGCCUCAGCUCUCUCCAACAGAUUGGUUUCACCCAUUUCUCUUCCAUCCAAACCCAAACCCAAAGCCAUUUCCUUGCAACCCAAAUUUUCACUUGUCAAAUUCCCCAACACCAGAUUCCAUCCCUUGUCGAGGAAAACGACGUCGCUCACCACGUUUUGUUCCUCCGAUGCUCCUCAGCAUGACACCCCAAUUGAAUUAAGGUAUCCAGCAUUCCCAACCGUCAUGGACAUCAACCAGAUUCGUGACAUUUUGCCUCACAGGUUUCCUUUUCUUCUGGUGGAUAGAGUGAUUGAAUACAAUCCUGGAGUUUCUGCAGUGGCUAUAAAGAAUGUGACAAUAAAUGACAACUUCUUUCCUGGACAUUUUCCAGAAAGGCCCAUCAUGCCUGGUGUUCUAAUGGUUGAGGCAAUGGCACAAGUUGGUGGUUUGGUCAUGUUGCAACCUGAAGUGGGAGGCUCUCGUGAAAACUUCUUCUUUGCUGGAAUAGACAAAGUGCGGUUUCGUAAGCCUGUGAUUGCUGGGGACACCUUAGUUAUGAGAAUGACACUUACUAAGCUGCAAAAGCGAUUUGGAAUAGCAAAGAUGGAAGGGAAGGCAUAUGUUGGAGGCGAAGUUGUGUGUGAGGGUGAAUUUUUGAUGGCGAUGGGGAGCGAAUAAGUAGACAUGCUCCUUCCAAUUGGAAGAGUUUAUUUUCUUACAUCUUUAAUUAAAUUAUUCUGCUUUUUAAUGCAGAACAUUGUGAACAUUUAAUUUAAUGUAUGCAUUUUCAAUGAAAUUUAUCUGAACAUUCUGUUCUAUUUCUUUAUGGCUUUGCUUUGGCUAUUUAGUGCGAAAUUAUCUUUGAUGGAUGAACACUUUGGCUUUUGACC
Molecule: messenger RNA, 1105 nt
Organism: Glycine soja
Lineage: Eukaryota; Viridiplantae; Streptophyta; Magnoliopsida; Fabales; Fabaceae
Product: 3-hydroxyacyl-[acyl-carrier-protein] dehydratase FabZ-like
Exons: 4
Coding region: 231-893 (220 amino acids)
Biological process (GO): fatty acid biosynthetic process
Molecular function (GO): hydro-lyase activity
Source: RefSeq, a predicted model, not a curated record